This is a messenger RNA of Diachasma alloeum, 1619 nucleotides long. Its product is annotated as nuclear receptor-binding factor 2. Gene Ontology annotation, biological process: autophagy. The transcript is spliced from 3 exons. The coding region runs from base 60 to 821 and encodes 253 amino acids. The record is from RefSeq and is a predicted model, not a curated record. NCBI's taxonomy places the organism in Eukaryota, Metazoa, Arthropoda, Insecta, Hymenoptera, Braconidae.
CCGCCAUUGCGGAGGCGCGCGCAUUUUGUUUGUUUCUUUCAUCGAACAGCUGAUCAGUUAUGGAAAAUUCUAUCUUGAACCUGGCUCACGAGAAGCAGAGGAGGGCAGAUGUUCUGCUGCGCUCAGGACGUUUCGAGGAGGCUGCCGAGUGCCAUGAGAAUAUCGCUGAACUUUUGGCCGAGACACAUGCACAAAUCAGUGCAAGUUUUGUUGACGUAAGACCAUUGGAGAUAUCAAAUCAUCAAGACAGCUGUUUGGCCACGUCGUCCAUUCACUCUUCAGCUGCUCUUGAGUCGCUUGUUCUUCAGCGGGAUUAUCAUAAGAGGCAAGCGGCUGUUGUGAGAAUGAAGCAAGCACAAUAUGAAGAAUACAAAAGUACUUUGGAGAGACAACAACGACAUCUCCUCAGCAAACAAACAUCGAAAAAUCAUGACAAAGGAACUGCCGAGAACGCAAUCCCUGAAAAGUACGAGGGAUCGUUGAGACAGGCCAUUUACAGGACAAUAGAGGAGCAGGACAGUCUACUGAGUCUAAUUUCAUUGCCUGAGGAUGGCCAGCCGUUCAAGCAUCCUAAAGACACCAACACGGUUAUCGAGGAACUACGUACCGCUAAUUCGCAAUUGAGAUCGCUCGUCGAAAGUUUGCUCAGUCAGCUUGAGGCAAAGGAACAGGAGGUUCGCCAGUUGACCCAGAGGCUUCAGACCAGAUCAAUUGACUCUAACGAGGAAAUUUGUCCUGGGGAAGGACACUCCUUGAGACUAGCACCACUUCCACCUCUGGCGCCGCUCGAAAUGCCACUGUUUGAUUUCACUUCUCCUUAGGAUUAAUCAGCAGCAAGUGAACGAAUUAUACAUAUUAACAAUAUAUAUACAUAUGUACUUAAAUAAGUUGAGAAACAAUUGCUGUUUCUCAGAACACGAAGGGCGUUGAUGUAAAAAGAGAAUCCUGAUUGUUCCUAAUUUCUCAGCCGACGCAGCAAUUUUUUGAUGCUAUAAUGUGUACAAGUUGAAUGCAAGAGUGCGUGAACUCAAUGAAUCUUAUGUACUGUAAACGCAGUUCACUGUAUCGAGGGGUUUCGUAUUUGACGGAUUCAAGUCCGAGUCGAAAUGAAACGUUACUAGGGUCGCGGGGUAAUGCAUGUGGUGAUUAGCGAUUAAAAUGCACUUUUCCAUGAACAUAUCUAAUUCAAAUUAUUUUUGUAUGUACUACGGUAAGCAUGUAAACUAUGAUAAUGGAUAUUUAUUUCAGCGUGAGGUAGAAUUUAAGAUUCCGUUCAUCUCGAUUGAAGAAAGCUGGAGAAAAUGAUAUACUGCCAUUGUUAGGUUGUACAUAAGUGCGCGAAGUCUUCAUUUUUUUAUGAGAGGUUUAGCUGCGUGACUGGUGAUUAAAGCCAGCAGUAAUAAUGUUGUGAUAAUGUUGCUGCAAUGGAACCAAACUUUUUGUCAGCUUAUUAUUAGGUUUUCUACUGAUUGUUUUACCUCAAAAUUUGGGUGAUUAAGUGCGGUGGACGUGCAAGAAUUGUAAUGAAUAAUAUAAUUGUGAAUAGUUGAAUGCAUUUCUUACAUGGAAAGAAUUUUCCAGUUGAGAGUUCUAAUAAAGAAUGAGAGAAUCGUCAGCGA